Oryzias latipes (Japanese medaka) is the source of this 2527-nucleotide messenger RNA. The record is from RefSeq and is a predicted model, not a curated record. Lineage: Eukaryota; Metazoa; Chordata; Actinopteri; Beloniformes; Adrianichthyidae.
UAGUCGCGUACGCUUAUUAGGGUGCAGGGAAUCAAUGGUUUAAGACGCGGCGGGGAAGCUACAUGAGCGGUACGGUAUCGGUCGGAAUUUACAUCUCGUUAACCACCAUUUUCCGCUAAGUGAUUAAUGUGGUAAAAUGUUGUCAUAGGAGCCCUCUAUCCGGUCCACAGUUCUACCAUACAUAAAAGCGUUGGUAAUAUGUGGUUGGCGGAAUCUGGCCGGGUCCAGGUGGCGAGCUAGACCUUGGAAUCUGAACACUAAGAAGAGCCGCGUCCUCCCUCCGGGCCGGUAGAGGGUUUUUGUUUCUUCUUGUCUUUCCCUCAUAAGUCAAAGCACAGUUUUCUGCUGUUUCCCUGAACGGUCCGACAGACCUUCAUUUGACUCUCCCCACCGCAACGGCUUCCUUGAGCCACUAUGGACAUCCUCUGAACGGUGGCGAGUCUUUUUUGAACAUUUUCUUUCUGUGGUGCAGUUAAAGAGAAACUGGACUCUUCCCCUCUGACAAAGGCUAUCUUAACAAGAGUAUAGUAAUGCUGAUGUGUUUACUUCUUGAAGUGCUUUUGUAUAUAUAUGUUUGAAUGGCCAUUCUGUGUUUCACUAUUUAUCACUGUAAAUCAUCUGCACAAAUCAUUAAAGGUGCUAAUCCAUGAACAAUUCCAGUCUCCUGCCCCUCCCUCCUUGAGACGAUAACUAGACCUCUGAUCUCUAGCCCAUUAGCCAUUAAGCUGCUUAUUCAUAUCAAUUGGUAGCUUCCGGUGACAAAGGUGCUACAUAUAAUUUGGCGAGCUAGCUAGGAGGGCAGUGUGAGCAGGACUGGGUAUUGUUUAUGGUGAAGUAGCAUUUCAAUCACCCCCCCCCCCCUUUCAUAAACAUGGAUGUGCUGAUGAAACAUGGCUUAAAGAUUCCCAACUCUGUGGUUUUUAAACAUAGUGUGAGUGCGGAAGCAGAUGAGGGGGUCAUUGACUUUCUUGGCCAAUAUGGGAAAAUUUCUAAGGUUGAACCCAUUAUUGAACCUGACUCCGUUUUCUCAGACACAAUUGUUGUUGAGUUUGAGUCAGGAAGUGCACUGACCGAAUUGAGAAAGAUUUUGCCAUACACUUAUACGCACAGAUGUGAAGGUGAAAGGGUGACAUAUGACAUUUGUGAUCUGUCUGCGGAGUGUUCAGAAUUAGAAGGGACGGUUAAGACUCAUACGUAUUUGAAUGAAUUACAACAUAUGGCUAAAAUUACAGGACAGGACUAUGCAGAGGUCCUCAGAGGGGUGAUGUCUCUGCUAGGCCAGUCCAUCAGGGAGCUCAGUCAACCACCACCUGGGGAGCCCCAGCCAGAAGCAAGUGAUCGUGCGACAUCUUCACCUCCCGCUGCUGCAUCAUUGCAGGUGCCCAACACCAUCCCCUUCAGGCCACAAGGUGCAACAGUCGCAGAAAAGCAGGAUGUAAAGAAGGAACCAUCACAGAGCCGUUCUGAUUAUGGUAUGCUGUCUGGAACUCCACCUAUGCCUGAUCUGAAUCCCCCUACAGUUCAGCGUUAUGUAGUUGAACACAUAAUGAAAAAUGAUGACAACGCUAUACAUCUCUCUGCUGUGAGACUUCGAUCCUUCUCAGGCCGAGCUCCAAGACCACCACACGAAACGGACUAUGAGACAUGGCGCUCCAGUAUCGAUCUGCUUCUUCAGGAUCCGGCAAUUUCUGAUUUGCAAAGAUCCAGAAGACUGGUUGAAAGCCUUUUCCCACCGGCGGCAGACAUGGUAAAACAUCUAAAGCCAGACACCUUACCCAAAGUCUAUUUGCAGAUCCUGGACUCGGCCUAUGGAGCUGUGCAGGAUGGAGAUGAGCUGUAUGCGAAGUUCAUGGAGCUGUUUCAGGACGCUGGUGAGAAACCAUCUGCGUAUUUGCAACGUCUACAAAUUGCACUCGUUGCAGCUUUGAAGAGGGGAGGAGUGAAAGCCACUGAUGUGGAUCGACACCUUCUUAACCAGUUUUGUCGGGGGUGUUGGGACAACAAUCUUAUUUCUGAACUGCAAUUAAAACAACGCAAGUCUAACCCACCAUCUUUUUCUGACUUCUUGUUGUUGCUCCGAACUGAGGAAGACAGAGAAGCUUCCAAAGCUCAGCGUAUGAAGCAGCACCUCGGUUCAAAAGCCAGGGCCGGGGCGCUUGCUCAAUACGCCUACACUCCCGAAGAAGAAAAGGUUGACGCACUAACCAACAUCACGCAACAGCUUGCCCAGCAACUAGCUGACAUACAGAGGCAGCUACUGACUCUUACAGCCGGGCGAACCAGCCGAAACCAAUCUGCAACCUACCCGUCUGUUCCUGCCAAAAACAGUAAGCCGAUCCGCACCCCCCACAAAUCAUCAUCCGCAGGGCCUAAGCCAGGUUACUGCUACAACUGCGGUGAAGAUGGACAUAUAAGACCCGACUGCAACAACGAUCCCAAUCCAACGCUCGUGGCUAUGAAAAAGAAACGGUUUUCAGAAAAGCAGAAGCGGCAGCAAAAACCCCACAGAAACUCGUCUUUAAACUAG